AUGGAGAGUCCAAGCCUGGGGGACUGCGAAGCUGGCCCCUCAGUCACCUCAAGUGAGCGCCUUCUCCCAGACCGGCCAUGUAACAUCUGGCAAGAAGAUACUGCUCUGGGACCAGAAAGAGUAAGAGAAGAUGAGAAACAAACGGUGAUUAAAAGCAGCAGUGAGUGUAAUCCCCUGUUCCAAGAACCCAUUGCUUCUGUUCAGUUUGAUGGUACUGCAAUGACAGAAUGCCAUAAGUCUGUCCCUUGCGGUUGGGAACGAGUUGUGAAGCAAAGAUUAUCUGGGAAAACAGCAGGAAGAUUUGAUGUAUAUUUUAUUAGCCCUCAAGGACUGAAGUUCAGAUCUAAAAGGUCACUUGUUAAUUAUUUUCACAAAAAUGGAGAGAGUUCUCUUAAGCCAGAAGAUUUUGAUUUUACUGUGCUUUCUAAAAGGGACAUCAAAUCAAGAUAUAAAGACUGUAACAAGACAGCUCUCAUGCCCCAAGUGCAAAAGGAAAGUAAUAAUUCAAACCAGAACCCCAGGACACAUAAAAAGCCGAAAAAAGAUGUGUUAUCUCCGCCACGCAAUAGUUCAGAAUUACAAGAUAGCAGAGGACUAUCUAACCUUACUUCCAUUAAUUUGUAUAUGAAAGAAGAUGAGAAUGUUAAUGAUGUUAACUCCAGAAAGAUUAGAAAGUUGAAAGGAAAGAUGACUAUUUUGAAAAGAAUUCAAAUUAAAAAAACUAAAAAAGAGUGCUGGAAGAGUCUUCCAGAUGCUGUUCCAAGUAACAGAAAAAGAGAAUCUACGUAUAAUAAAGCAGAUGUUGAAGGUGAGCCUGUUGUACAAGAAAGUCAGCUUCAUAGAACUCUCUGCAUUUCUGAUUCCAAAGCGAAAGACGAACCCCUUAUUGUAACUGAAGAAGAAAACAGAUUUGUAGAAGAGAAAUCAUUGCAUUCAGGAUCAGAUUUUCAUUUUGAAAAACUAACUACUGGCAGCAUAAACAAAUUAUGUUUGACCAAAGAAGCAGAAUACAACAAGAAAUGUAAGGAUACCUUUUUAGAAUCUGAGGCAAUCGGAACAAAAGUAGAAGUUGGAGAGAAGAAAAAACAUUUGCAUAUUGACAUUUUAAAAUGUGGCUCUGAAGUGGACAACAGCUGCUCACAAGCUGAGAAAAAGUUUACUUCUCUGAAAAUAUUUCAAGAAGACACACCUGUUCCACGAACACAAAUAGAAAAAAGGAAAACAAGCCUGUAUUUUUCCAGCAAAUAUAACAAAGAAGCUCUUAGCCCUCCACGGCGAAAAGCCUUUAAGAAGUGGACACCUCCUCGGUCACCUUUCAAUCUCAUUCAGGAAACACUUUUUCAUGAUCCAUGGAAGCUCCUUGUCGCAACCAUAUUUCUCAAUCGGACCUCAGGCAAAAUGGCAAUACCUGUGCUUUGGGAAUUUCUGGAGAAAUACCCUUCAGCUGAGGUAGCAAGAACCGCAGACUGGAGAGAUGUGUCAGAACUGCUUAAACCUCUUGGUCUCUACGAUCUUCGAGCAAAGACCAUUGUUAAGUUCUCAGAUGAAUAUCUGACAAAGCAGUGGAAGUAUCCGAUUGAGCUUCAUGGGAUUGGAAAAUAUGGCAAUGACUCUUACCGGAUUUUUUGUAUCAAUGAAUGGAAGCAGGUACACCCUGAAGACCAUAAGUUAAAUAAAUACCAUGACUGGCUUUGGGAAAAUCAUGAAAAAUUAAGUUUGUCUUAG
Orycteropus afer afer is the source of this 1725-nucleotide messenger RNA. The record is from RefSeq and is a predicted model, not a curated record. NCBI's taxonomy places the organism in Eukaryota, Metazoa, Chordata, Mammalia, Tubulidentata, Orycteropodidae.